This is a messenger RNA of Eupeodes corollae, 1503 nucleotides long. RefSeq lists its product as uncharacterized. NCBI's taxonomy places the organism in Eukaryota, Metazoa, Arthropoda, Insecta, Diptera, Syrphidae. Gene Ontology annotation, cellular component: cytoplasm. The coding region runs from base 225 to 1349 and encodes 374 amino acids. The record is from RefSeq and is a predicted model, not a curated record. Gene Ontology annotation, biological process: signal transduction. The transcript has 10 exons.
AUCGCCGUGAAUUUUGGAUUGUCUUGAUCAUUUUAUCGAAAUCCGUGGAUAGAAACACAUUAAUUUUAUUUGAACGUUAGGCUUUUUGUUCUUAUUUACGCGCACAAGAAAAACGAUUAAGAUUGUUAAUUUAUUUUUAAUCGCGUAGUAUUUUGGAUUGAAAUUUGUUAUAAGACGCCUGUUUGAAAUAGAUCAAGUCGUCGUCGUUGUGGUCUCUUAAAAUAAUGACAACUGUUCAAGAACGAAGAAAAUCAUUUGCAAGAAGAGCAGAAAGCCUCUUGGAAAGGGUGAGAACUUUAAACACAAUAUACGAGAAAUAUCUGGUAAGCACUGAUAAAAGCGGAGAGUUGACUGUUACUGUUCAGGGCGAUUUAACACAACAAGAAAAGAGAGCAGUAUUUAUAACAGUCCAUGAUCUAGGAUGUAACCAUAAUUCUUUUCAAGAAUUUGUCAACAGCCCUUGUAUGACAGAAAUCAAAGAGAGAUCAUGUUUUAUUCACAUUGAUGUCCCAGGUCAUGCUGAUGGAGCUGAAGCACUUCCAGAUUCUUUUCAGUUUCCAUCCUUACAAACUCUUGGUGAAGACUUAGUUACGGUAUUGGACUUCUUACAUGUAAAAUAUGUUAUUGGAUUGGGUGAAGGUGCUGGAGCAAAUGUGUUAGCUCGCUUUGGAUUAGCUCAUCCUUCAAGACUAUUGGGCUUAAUUUUAAUCAACUGCACAGGAAGUGCUGCUUCUGUAUUACAAUCCUUUAAAACAAAGUUUAUUACCUGGAAAAAUGAUGAAGUAGCUCAGUCUGCUGAAAGCUUCUUACUAUAUCAUAAAUUUGGACAUCAAUUUGUUGGUGAUAAUCCAGACAAAGACAAAAUUGUAGCUGAGUAUCAAAAGAGAUUAAGAAGUUCACUAAACAGUAAAAAUAUUGGCCAAUAUGUUAAAGCAUUUAUGAAUCGCAAAGAUUUGUCUUUAAGAGAUUGCAGAGUUGAUCUUAUACUAAUUACUGGUAUGCUAAGUCCCUAUGCCCAAAUGGUGGAGAAGCUUCAUCGUGAUGUUGAAAAGGAAAAAGUUACAAUGUUGAAAAUUGAACGAGCGGGAGAUGUUCUUGCUGAUGCGCCUGCUAAGGUGGCUCAAUCAAUAUUGCUCUUUUGUAAAGGAGUGGGUUUACUUACAUCUGUCAUUAUGCCUGGUGUGGAUCGAUCAAGGGCAUAUUCCACUACCUCUGGGGGAUCCACUGAAGGCACAAAUGGCAAUCGUAAGCAGCUAUCUCGUGGAAUAUCCAUGGAGGAAUACGACAAACCAAAUAUCCGUCGUCUUAGUGUCACCGUCAAUAAUGACCUUCCGCCAAUAAGAAAGUAAUUAAAUGUUAAAAAAAUAUGCCUACAUAGCCAAAAAUAUACUUACCCAUAUACUUAAAAGACAUUUAUCUUAUUGAUGCCAAAUUAUGAAAACUUAUAUCAAAAAUAAUGUUAGUGAAUCUUAUAAAAAAAUAUACUUCCAAGUUUCGAACAUA